Messenger RNA from Myxocyprinus asiaticus (Chinese sucker), 2895 nucleotides. Its product is annotated as pituitary tumor-transforming gene 1 protein-interacting protein-like. Gene Ontology annotation, biological process: protein import into nucleus. The record is from RefSeq and is a predicted model, not a curated record. NCBI's taxonomy places the organism in Eukaryota, Metazoa, Chordata, Actinopteri, Cypriniformes, Catostomidae. Gene Ontology annotation, cellular component: nucleus; cytoplasm. The transcript is spliced from 7 exons. The coding region runs from base 140 to 655 and encodes 171 amino acids.
UCAUUAUCGGAAUAGACUUUGAUAUCGGUCUGUUGAUUGUCUCUCAGCUCCGCGUUCAACAACAGUUUUGCGAGUUUUAUUUUAUUAAACGGAUCGUUUGAACAUAAUUCUGCUGUGCAGCCUUUAAAUCUUCCACAACAUGGAUAAAACCAGCGUGUUUGGCUCAAUGUUUGUCUUCCUGUUGAUUUGUGUUACUUCGGAGACAACUCAUCCACCAGUUCACAAACCAUGCAACACCCUGACUUCCUGUGAUACAUGCCUUGCCAAUGUUUCUUGUUUGUGGUGUCUGACCAACAACAUCUGCUCGGAGUAUCCCGUGUCAUAUGUGAUUCCUCCAGCAUCAGUGUGUAAACUCUCUAAGGCACGAUGGGGGGUUUGCUGGUUGAAUUUUGAAGCGUUGAUCAUCGGGUUAGCGGUGUUGUGUGGAGCGCUGCUGUUGGCCAUCACUGUGUGUUGCUGCUGUUGCUGCUGUAAAUGCAGCCGAUCAAGAAGUGUUGAUCAUGAGGCUGAGCAGUUUUCCAGGAGACGAGAGGAGAUCAGACAGCGUGCUGAUGAACGGAGGGCUGAGAGGAAGGCGAAACAUGAUGAGAUCCGCAAGAAGUAUGGUCUCAUUCCGGACUCUGACCAUCCGUACAGCAAGUUUGAGAACGAGUAAUACGGAGGGACCUCCAGCGUCUGACAGGAAAACGCUUCAGCAGAUGCUUUGCUCUUUUGAGACUCGUUUCUGGUCAGAUUACUUUAGGUUAGAUGAAGCUGGAUGGUAGCUAAAGCUGAGGUUAGCCCGUUCAUUGGUUAGUUAUCUCUCUUUCUCCACACUGAUUUGAUGGCUGAAAUUGUUUGUUAGUCAAACCAUAACAACAUCAGAUUUUAAUGCUUUAGAUGAAAAUGGCAGAAAAUUGCUUUAAGACUGAUUUUUUGUUUGUUUGUUUUUUUUCAGAGCAAAUGCACCUUACAUAGUUCACCCAAUUCACCCUCAUGUCAUUCCAAACUUACAGUAGCUCUUUUACAUACAACAACAGUUAAUAGUGACUCCAAAAAGACCAUUAAAGCAUCAUAAAAGCAGUCCAUACAACUCGUGCACUAUAUUGCAAGUUUUAAAAGUCAAAUAAUAGUUUUCUUUGAGUAACUGACCCAAAUUUUAAUUAUUAUUCACUGAAAAUCUUCCCCUUCAUCAGAUCUCUCAAAACCAUUUUCUAUUUUGUUUGGUGAGUAAUAUUUGUAAUGACAAUUAUUUUCAGUGAAUAAUUAUUUACAUUUUUGUCUAUUCUUGAUAGCAAAGCUAUUGUGUCUUCAGAAGACUUGUAAUAUAGCGCACGAGUCAUAUGGACUACUUUUAUUAUACUUUUUUGGUGCUUUUUUUUUGUCUUUGACAGACGUGGUAGCUAUGAAUGAUAUUGACUAUGAAGAGCUGUGUGAAUAUUAUUCAAAACUCCUUCCAAAUGGGUUUGGAACAACAUGAGGGUGUGUAAAUAAUGACAGAAUUUUCAUUUUUGAGUGAACUAUUCUUUUAAACACGCUCUACCACUUUUUUUGUGAUUGUAAAGUCAGGUCAUUGGAACAGUUUUAAUUCACUUUUUCUUCUGUUAAAUGAUUUAGAUGUUUGUAUUUAUAAUGUGCGUUCUUAUUAAAACAGAUUUACUAAAUAAAACAAGCUUCUAUAGUUUUAAACAGACCUUUUUGUGUGUUUGGUCUGAACAUGAUAAUGACGAUAAACUGUUGAUAACUGAUGAUUAGUUUGUAGCGCAGAAGAAUAGUGAAAUUCACAUCAAACGCUGUUCCUUUUCUCCGCCUGGAGGAAGAAGAUCUGCUCAUUGCCUUUCCAUACUAAAUCAUGACCUACUCAUUGUGGAAUACAAACAUAAGCUACAAGUUCAUCCUUCUCUUUGAAAAGCAAAUUUUUUGUUUUGUUAAUUAACCCUUUAAGCUCGGUUGGGUCAGCACGCAAAAAAAAUCAUCAAAAUAUUAAUAACUACAGUCAUGACCAACACAAAAUAGGUAUCGUUUGAAAGAUUAGAAGCUCUGCUUUACAGUGCAUGUAGACAUUAUGACCAAAACUGAACAAGUGCUUUGAAAUUUGCAGAUAAAUCAAAAGUGUUCUGUUUUGAUAAUUUAUUAUUAAUUUAGCACUGCGCAUAUUAUUGCAAUCAGUAAAAACAUCAAACUGAUCAAAUAGCCAUGUGUCAUAUGUUGUUGGAAAGCUCUCAAAGAGUAGAAUACAACCAGCCCAUUUGUUUUAAUCACAGACAAAAAUGUAGCAAGUAAUAGCUAAGUAUAUGUCUUUGACAAUUAUGUUGGUGUUGCUUAUAUGCAGCGUUUUCACUUAUAACUUCAUGAUAGUAUUAAGGGACCAUAAAAUAUCACAUAUCAUUACUUAGAGGAGGUGAUUAUCUUGCAAACGAGCCCACACACAAGGUAAUCAGAUGUAUAGAUCAUUAGAUAAUCCACAUGAAGCACAAUGUUACAUAUGACCACCAGGAGAUGGCGCCAAAUACAUGACACACACUCAAUGAUGACUCAAAUGACACAGAAUGAAACUCAUUCUGUGAAAUCUCAUUACUAAAAUCAUGUCUGCAUGCUAUGCAAACCUUUAGUCAUUGUUGUGUUUGCAUGUGUAAUUAGUUCUUAUGUACAAUUAUUAUGUUUUAUUUGUUUGGAGAGGCUUUUGGACACUAGGAUGAAUUAUUUUUGUAAUGCUAUAACUUUUGAUUGCUUUGUCGUAUCAACACAAAAUUUUACUCAGAUACAGUUGACGAUUGGGAAUUGUUUGGAGCCACCUUAUUUACACCCAGAGAUAUAUAAUGUCAAAUCAGAAAAAUUUUCAGCAGUUUCUUAGGCUGAGAGUCUCAGAAUGUAUCAUAAUCUAUAUCAUUAAACAUUUGUUACAAUGAUACCAAA